Equus quagga is the source of this 1854-nucleotide messenger RNA. Its product is annotated as alpha-(1,3)-fucosyltransferase 7-like. The record is from RefSeq and is a predicted model, not a curated record. Gene Ontology annotation, cellular component: membrane. The transcript has 2 exons. Lineage: Eukaryota; Metazoa; Chordata; Mammalia; Perissodactyla; Equidae. Gene Ontology annotation, molecular function: alpha-(1->3)-fucosyltransferase activity. The coding region runs from base 494 to 1597 and encodes 367 amino acids.
CCUCAGCCUCCUGGCAAAGAGCUGAGCACAGCAGGUCUGUGGCUGCAGGGUCUGGGAGCCCACAGCGGAACGGGGCAGAGGUGAGCAAGGGAAGUGAGAAAUGCCAGUGUGGCAGGGGGUGGCGCUAGCCUGGGUGGCAGGCAGUGACUCUGGGGUGCCCUUCUGGGGAGGAGGCUGCCUUGGCUCAGGAGGCCAAGCGGGCCCCCUCCUGCUCCUGCCUCCUGUGCCUGCACAGAAGGUCGUCUCCGGGCCUCCUCAGAGCCGGCAGGGGUGGGCAGCACAGGCUGGGCCCUGGCCUGGCGCCCCUCCUGUAACCGGAGGACCCCUGCAGCCAGAGGACUAGAGGGAGGCAAGGCAGAUGAAAGGAGAGCGCUUCCAGGUGGGGCCGAGCACGGGGUGCCGCUGUGAUUCAGGGCGCCUCUGCCCAGUGGCUGCUGUGAUUUGAGAACCUGGGGUUUCUUGGGUGACAGAUUCUGGGAGCUGUGGAUGAAUAAUGGCGGUGAGUGUCUGGUCCUUAGGGAACCCCGAGCUGGGAGGAUGGGGCCUGUGGUUGAGCCCGAUGAGACAGCCUCUCUUCACAUGGCACGGCCCCACCCAGAGGCUUCGGGCCUUGGUGAGCCUGGCCGGGGUGGCCCUGCUCAUGGCCCUUUGGCUCCUGUGGCUAUUCCAAUCCUCCCCUGGGGGAGCCCCGAUGCCCCAGCCCACACUCACCAUCCUCAUCUGGCACUGGCCCUUCACCUACCCGCCCCCGGAGCUGCCCAGCAACACCUGUACCAGCUACGGCGUGGCCCGCUGCCACCUGAGCACCAACCGCAGCCUGCUGGCCACCGCCGACGCCGUGGUCUUCCACCACCGCGAGCUACGGGACGGGCGGAUCCGCCUGCCCCUGGCCGAACGGCCACGCGGGCAGCCCUGGGUGUGGGCCUCCAUGGAGUCACCCAGCAACAGCCAUGGCGUCAGUGACUUCCGCGGCAUCUUCAACUGGGUGCUGAGUUACCGGCGUGACUCUGACAUCUUUGUGCCCUACGGGCGGCUGGAGCCCCGAGAGGGGCCCGCGCCACCCCUGCCGCCCAAGGACAGGGUGGCCGCCUGGGUGGUCAGCAACUUCCGGGAGCGGCAGCGGCGCGUGCAGCUGUAUCGGCAGCUGGCGCCUCACCUGCAAGUGGACGUGUUUGGCCGCGCCAACAGGCGACCGCUGUGCGCCAGCUGCCUGCUGCCCACGGUGUCGCGGUACCGCUUCUACCUGUCCUUCGAGAACUCCCAGCACCGGGACUACAUCACAGAGAAGUUGUGGCGCAACGCGCUGGCGGCUGGGGCCGUGCCCGUGGUGCUGGGGCCCCCGAGGGCCACCUAUGAGGCCUUCGUGCCGCCAGAUGCCUUCGUGCACGUGGACGACUUCGGCUCGGCCCGCGAGCUGGCCGCCUUCCUCACCGGCAUGAACGAGAGCUCCUAUCGGCGCUACUUUGCCUGGCGAGACCGGCUCCGCGUGCGGCUGGUCGAAGACUGGCGGGAGCGCUUCUGCGCCAUCUGUGCCCGUUACCCCCAUCUGCCCCGCAGCCAGGUCUACCAGGACCUCCAGGGCUGGUUCCAGUCCUGAGCUCCAGCCCGCCCACGACAGGAGGUGGGGGAAGGUGGUUGGGAGCUAGGGCUGUGGGUGAAAGGCUGGGUGUUGAAAUCAAACCACCAGGCAUCCGGCCCCCCAUGGCAACCCUCAGGCUAACUUGGAGUCUGGGGUUGGAGCCCAGGAAGCAAGGCUCAUGGGGGAGUGGGUGGUCUGGGCAGGCUGGCUGGAGGAGGAGGGUGGUGGGCAUUGGAGCAGGCAUUGGGGGUGCAGGUGAGGGCAGGGAGGGAGCA